AGGAGAAUUUCCUCUCACAGCCAAUUCCCCUCGACUUUCUGCCAAUCACGCCAAUCACUUGCCUUUCCGAGCUUCAGAGCUUUUCAAAUAGACCAAACAAGCAAUGCAAAUGUUUCACAGUGGCUCACAAUGACCUCAAAUUGGACCCCAACUGCAGAGUCUUUGCCAUGGAACCCUCUUGCCGCGCCGCCUCAGCGGGUUCUGCCCGAGCAGUCAAAUGAAGACUCCAUCGCAUGUCUGGGUCAACUCGAAGCCACUGGAGUCAGACUCUUCCUCCCUAGCUCCCACCCGCCAGGAUGAGACAUCUGAAGGAAGAAUAUGAGCUGGGGUACCAGAAAAUGGACGAGACUGGGCAGGAGCCCGCGCGGAAAAGACCCUUGUCGACCAUGCUGCUGCAGCCGCGGACCGUGGGUCCCUGGGGAGCCGGCUGGAUGUUCGAGAUCCUGAGCUGUGGGAUUGCCAUCGGCGCCCUGGUGGCCAUCAUCGUCGUCCUCCACACGUAUGAUGGCCAACCCAUGCCGGAUUGGCCCCAUGGCAUCACCCUCAACGCGCUGGUCUCCUUGCUGGUAACGGUGAUGAAGGCGGCCAUGGUGUAUCCGAUCACGGAGGGUCUCUCGCAGCUGAAAUGGUCGUGGUUCAACCGGCGGAACAGAUUGAAUGACUUGGUGCUGCUGGACGCGGCCAGUCGCGGGGCUGUCAAUGCCGUCUUGGUUCUCUUCCGCUUCCUACCGCGCCAUCUGGUGACCAUCGGAUGCUUCAUCCUCGUGGUGGCGGCAGCCAUUGCCCCCUUUGUGCAGCAGGUCAUCAGCAUCACCUCGCAGCCCAUCCACGCGCCAGCCCAGUCCUCCAUCCGGGUCUGCAACACGAGCGCCUACCUCGACUACGGCGAAGGGGCCGGUCCCGGCAUGAACAAGGUGCCCCUUUCCACGGCGGGGGCAAUUUACACGGGCCUUUUCCAGCGCGUGAGCCGCAACAGCCAUGCAUUGACCAUGACCUGCCCGACGGGCAACUGCACCUUCACCCCGUACCAGUCGCUCGGGCUGUGUCAGCGCUGCGCCAACAUCACAGACGAGCUCACCCGCACCAAGCCGACCAGCACGAUGAGCCCCUACCACUACAAUCUGACCAAUGGGUUCAGCUUCACCACCUCCCGGAGCGGGAUGUACUUGAUGAACGCGACGACCGGGCUGGACCUGGUGCGGCUCGACGCCUCCGCCCUGCCCCCACUGAUCUUGAAUUUCACCGCGAUCAGCGCCGCAGGCUACGGGGUGCCGCCGACCAUCUCCGCGACCGAAUGCGCCCUGUACUUCUGCGUUAAGACCUACGAGGCCUCCGUCCAGAACGGCGAGUACACCGAGAAUCUCGUUUCGACAGCCACCACCUCCAACACCUCCACCUCCUCCGCCUCCAUCACCACCGACCUCACCCUCUUCCCCUCCCCCUGCACCGCCGACCAAACCCAUCAAUGCACCUACAGCGUCAGCUGGCUCAGCCGCCUCGCUCUCGCCAACUCCCUGACCCCGCUGCUCACAGGCAGUGGCUCCCUCUUCGUCAGCAACCGCCCCUCCUGGACCUCCGACACCAUCGAAGCCGUGUACGGGGUGCAGGGGAAUUUCCGUGACGUGGCGGGGGUAUUCGCGUCGCUGGCGAGCGCGCUGACGACGCACGCGCGCACCGAGGUCUGCGCGGCGGUGGUGCAUGGCACCACCUGGACGGUCGACUCGUUCGUGCAGGUGCAGUGGCCGUGGCUGGCGCUGCCGAUCGCGCUGGUGGCGCUGACGCUGGGGUUCCUGGCGGCGACCGUCGUGCGCACCCGCAACCAGUAUAUCUGGAAGUCGUCGCCGCUGGCGCUUCUGUUCUCGGAGGUGAGUCUCGAGGCGCCGCAUCAGAUGCAGAGGAGUCCGGAUUUGAGUCAUAUGGUGGCGGCGUCGAGGAAGAUGGAGGUGUUGUUGGAGACUUCGGGGGAGGGGGCGAGGUUGCGGGCUGUGGUGCGGUAGUUGAUUUUGAGGAGUUGAGGCUGGUAUUUGUGAGUAGACAUGAUAGUAGUCAACUAGUUAAUGUUUAAUGAUUAUACCACCCGUCGGGAUGCGGAUGGAGGGAGGUUGGGAGGAGAAGACCCUU
This is a messenger RNA of Aspergillus saccharolyticus JOP 1030-1, 2121 nucleotides long. RefSeq names its product DUF3176 domain-containing protein. The transcript has 2 exons. Lineage: Eukaryota; Fungi; Ascomycota; Eurotiomycetes; Eurotiales; Aspergillaceae. Bases 297 to 1997 code for a protein of 566 amino acids. The record is from RefSeq and is a predicted model, not a curated record.